Cantharellus anzutake is the source of this 593-nucleotide messenger RNA. RefSeq lists its product as uncharacterized. The annotation marks the transcript as partial. The record is from RefSeq and is a predicted model, not a curated record. The transcript has a single exon. Lineage: Eukaryota; Fungi; Basidiomycota; Agaricomycetes; Cantharellales; Hydnaceae.
ACGAUUCGCAAUUCACGGUUUCUACACGCUAGACGGUCCAAUUUAAGAGCAGGCCAUACCAGUAGAGUAUAUACCGACACGAGCAUUUGUAUCAUGUUCGCACUUACCAGUCAUCCUGCUAUGUGGUUUUGAUGUAGGGUGUUUGCUUUCGGAGCUUUGACACUGACAGCUCUGCUGACAGCAGCUGUCGGCCACAUGAUUCGGUGAGGCAGGGGAAUAUCCGGGAAUAGCCUUGCUGGGGUCCGGUUAUUCCACCAACAUCAUGACACCCCAGGUUUUUCCUCUUGCGAAUGGAGCGCAGUUGGGGUACGAAAUACUAGGAGCCGAUCACCUGAAGAGAGGUGUCCGUCCCAUUGUCCUCAUUAAUGGCAUGUCGGGGCGAUAUGAAGAUUGGGAAACUCUCAGCAUACCCCUCAGUAAAUUGAGACCUGGUGGGCUGUUAAUCUUUUCUAACGGCGUCUGGCUCGCUCUCAUAUGCUGCAUUAGUAUUGGUAUUCGAUCAUCGGUAUGGAUGAUAUGAACAACUUGGUAGCCCACGAAUGCAGACUGGCCUCAUGUAGAGAUUUCGGAGCUUCUAUAGUGAAAACGAGCAA